CUUAUCUACCUCGAGGUGCAACUCGACUUGGCCUCCACAUCUCCUUCCGCAUCGAGUCUCGCAGGCACCGUCCCAAGACUGCGCUCAGCAUGCUGUCCAGCGCUACCAACCGUGUCAAGAUGGCACCCGCAGCAAGCAUUCCGCGGCAACGAUUAUGGUAUUGAGGCUGUCCAUGGGACAGCUUACAGGGCGAUGGUCGAGUCUGUACCGGAGUCUCCAACCUAUCGAGACGUGCCGCGAGGCAGCUGCCGAGUCAAAUGCGGAGAACCAGGGCAUCAAUGCAACGGUCAAUGACCUGCGCGUGGCUGAUGACACCUUCUGCCGUUUGAAUAUCCUCAGUCCUUACACACAAUACUCUGGUCUGGAUUACUACGAUACAACCACGCAGUUACCUCCUCCUUCCUCACCACCAUCUCACGAAGGCUUUUCGAACCGCGAGUGGGUGCAAUCCGGUCUCGGUGUGCCGCUCGACUAGACGGGCAACUCACCUCAGGCCUCGGCAGCAUACCUAGACAUUGGCGAUUACCCUCGGAACUCGUGGCUAGAUGACCUGGCGUUCCUUCUGGACAACGGGAUCAAUGUUUCGCUUGUCCACC
Molecule: messenger RNA, 596 nt
Organism: Macroventuria anomochaeta
Lineage: Eukaryota; Fungi; Ascomycota; Dothideomycetes; Pleosporales; Didymellaceae
Exons: 1
Coding region: 155-475 (106 amino acids)
Source: RefSeq, a predicted model, not a curated record